Biomphalaria glabrata is the source of this 459-nucleotide messenger RNA. RefSeq lists its product as uncharacterized. The transcript has 2 exons. NCBI's taxonomy places the organism in Eukaryota, Metazoa, Mollusca, Gastropoda, Planorbidae. The record is from RefSeq and is a predicted model, not a curated record. Bases 1 to 459 code for a protein of 152 amino acids.
AUGGUUAAUUAUGAUGAUGAUGUUGAUGACAGUGGUAAUAGCGAAGACGAUGAUAUUGAUGAUGAUUACGAAAGUGAUGAAGACGAGGAUGAUGAUUGUGAUAUUGAUAACGACGAUAAUGAGGAUGAUAGUGAUGAUGAUGAUUGUGAUGUAGUUUAUUUCGAUGCUGAUGGCUCUCGGCUCAAUAAAAACACCUUCCAAGGCUCUCGGCUCAAUAAAAACACCUUCCAAGGCUCUAGGCUCAAUAAAAACACCUUCCAAGGCUCUAGGCUCAAUAAAAACACCUUCCAAGGCUCUAGGCUCAAUAAAAACACCUUCCAAGGCUCUAGGCUCAAUAAAAACACCUUCCAAGGCUCUAGGCUCAAUAAAAUCACCUUCCAAGGCUCUAGGCUCAAUAAAAUCACCUUCCAAGGCUCUAGGCUCAAUAAAAUCACCUUCCAAGGCUCUAGGCUCAAUUAA